Acanthopagrus latus (yellowfin seabream) is the source of this 2336-nucleotide messenger RNA. RefSeq names its product PIF1 5'-to-3' DNA helicase homolog (S. cerevisiae) (gene pif1). NCBI's taxonomy places the organism in Eukaryota, Metazoa, Chordata, Actinopteri, Spariformes, Sparidae. Gene Ontology annotation, biological process: telomere maintenance; DNA repair. The transcript is spliced from 13 exons. The record is from RefSeq and is a predicted model, not a curated record. Bases 168 to 2066 code for a protein of 632 amino acids. Gene Ontology annotation, molecular function: DNA helicase activity.
GUUAAAUCUCCUCCUCCUGAUUGGCCAGCAGCGGGGCUCGGCUAUUGGCUGACUGCACGCACUGACAAUUUGAAAAUCGGUGCGGGCGUUCGCAGGCUGAGGAGGAGCAGCUGUGCGGAGAGGAAGACUUGGACAAAGAUUGUUUAAAAACAGAGUAAAUAGCAGCCAUGUUAUCCGGGGAGGACGAGGCCCAGCUGCAGUGCUGUGUGACGGUGGAGCAGCUGAACUCCUCCGGACAGGCCACCCGGAGGCAGAUCAUCCGUAAAGCCGCUGUCAUCCUGGGCCGGAACGAGUUCCAGGAGAUCAUCCUCCGGGUCCACGAUGGAAGAGUCCCGCAGAGUUACUGCCUGAAAGAGUUCAAGCUCUUCACCAAAUUCGCCAGAGAGGGGAAGUGCACCGUCAAGCUGCUCCCUGAGAACAUCCAGGUGCUCAUGUCCAACUGUCCCCCUGACCGGCUGAGCCUCUUCCUCAAAACCCUGAGCAUCAAGCACCAGGCCUGGCAGAGCAGCAAGCCUCUGAGCCAGCGAGAGAAGCUCAAAGCUGGUCUGCCCCGCAGCUUCGAGGCCAUCAGCCCCCUGCAGCAGAAGGAUAUCCAGAAGGUCAAUGAGCUGAGAAGUAAACAGGCUCCCAAAGUGCUGACAGACCGCACCAACAAGGCCGUGGCAGGGACAGGACAGCAGGUCAAAAGGUCGAGGUGUGAGAGUAACUUCAGUCCAGUGAAGGCCAACCCCAGCAAGAAACCCAUCCUGUCUCUGCCCUCCAGGAAGCUGAAUAAAGAGCAGGCGGCUGUCCUCAGUGCUGUGCUGAGUGGCAAGAACGUCUUCUUCACAGGAAGUGCAGGUACAGGAAAGUCCUUCCUGCUGAAGAGAAUCAUGGGAUCUCUUCCUCCGAAGAGCACUUUUGCCACAGCCAGCACAGGGGUGGCUGCAUGUCACAUUGGGGGAACGACGUUGCACAGCUUUGCUGGCGUUGGCUCCGGCUCGGCCCCACUGGAGCAGUGCAUCGAGCUGGCCCAGAGGCCCGGGGUGCUGCAGCACUGGACGAGCUGUCGACACCUCAUCAUCGACGAGGUCUCCAUGGUGGAGGCGCAGUUCUUUGACAAGCUCGAGUCGGUGGCCAGGUCGGUGAGGAGGUCCACCGAGCCGUUUGGAGGCAUCCAGCUGAUCGUCUGUGGUGACUUCCUGCAACUGCCUCCUGUCUCGAAGGGAAAAGAGAAGGCCAGCUUCUGCUUCCAGGCCAGGAGUUGGCGUAAAGUCAUCCAGCUCAACAUGGAGCUGACAGAAGUGCGCAGGCAAACAGACCAGUCCUUCAUCUCCCUGCUGCAGGCAGUGAGGGUGGGCAGGGUGACAGAGGAAGUCACUGCUAAGCUGAUGGAGAGCGCCUACCACCACAUCGAGAGAGACGGCAUUCUCGCGACCAGGCUGUGCACGCACAAAGACGACGUGGAGCUCACAAACGAGAACAAACUGCAGCAGCUGCCAGGGUCGGUGCGUGUGUUCGAGGCACUGGACAGUGAUCCAGCUCUGGUCAAGACCAUGGACGCUCACAGCCCUGUGAGCAGACUGAUCCAGCUCAAAGUAGGAGCUCAGGUCAUGCUGACGAAGAACCUGGACGUGACUCGGGGUCUGGUGAAUGGAGCGCGAGGGGUGGUCGUGGCUUUUGAAUCUGGUAAACAUGGACUCCCGCGUGUGCGUUUCCUGUGUGGCGUCACAGAGCUGCUGAAGCCCGAGCGCUGGGUGUUCAAGUCUGGCGGCGGCGUCCACCUGAGUCGACAGCAGCUGCCGCUCAAACUGGCCUGGGCCAUCUCCAUCCACAAGAGCCAGGGAAUGACACUGGACUGUGUGGAAAUCUCUCUGGCGCGCGUGUUUGAGAGCGGCCAGGCUUACGUGGCCUUGUCUCGUGCUCGGAGCCUGGAGGGUCUGAGGGUCAUGGACUUCGACCCCCGCGUGGUCCGUGCAGAUCCAGAUGUUCUCGUCUUCUAUAAGAAACUGAGGAAGGAGAGGCUGCUCAUGCAGGCCUCCAUGGAUGAUUUUGUUGGCAACAGCAACAAAGAAAACCGUUGGUGAAUUCCUCUCCAGCAACAUUAUGCACUGUGUGCAUGAGUCAUCUGUGAUAUCCUAAUUUAUAUCUCUUUGGACACUUUUGAAUGACUGCGACUACAGACAUUUACAAUCACAGUCUACCUCACAGCUCUUGCUACAACUGGCAGUCCUCAGUGUCACACUGCCACCUACUGAUCAUGACUGUAGCUUUCUUUUUUAAGCUUCAUUUUAUGCCAUUGUUUUUAAUUUAUUAUGAUUGUUCACAUGUAUUCAAAUAAACUUUUAGACCUCUUA